Molecule: messenger RNA, 342 nt
Organism: Racocetra persica
Lineage: Eukaryota; Fungi; Glomeromycota; Glomeromycetes; Diversisporales; Gigasporaceae
Source: the annotation of a GenBank genome assembly
AGACAGACAAUUCAAAUGUGAAGAAGCGUAAACUAAGUGAUCAGAUUGAUAGUGCAGAAUCUAAUAGACAAAUUAGUAAACAGAUCAUUAAGAAGGAUACUUCAGAUAUUGUUGUUUGUUAUUAUGAAAAUGGUUUACGUAAAGUAAAGCCGUAUUAUUACGAGCAUAGAACGUUUGCGAAAGGACGUUGGUUAGGUCACAAGGUUCUAGAUGUUUUUAGCACAGAAUUCCGAGAUCGAUCCAGCGAAUAUUAUGCAUAUGCAAUAGAGAAAGGCUUAAUAACUAUUAACGGCCAAAGAGUUACACCUGAAACAAUUAUUAGUGUCAAUAUAAACGUAAAGA